Messenger RNA from Fundulus heteroclitus (mummichog), 3435 nucleotides. Its product is annotated as cyclin-dependent kinase-like 2. Gene Ontology annotation, molecular function: ATP binding; MAP kinase activity. Gene Ontology annotation, biological process: protein phosphorylation; intracellular signal transduction. The transcript is spliced from 11 exons. Gene Ontology annotation, cellular component: nucleus; cytoplasm. The coding region runs from base 98 to 3133 and encodes 1011 amino acids. The record is from RefSeq and is a predicted model, not a curated record. Lineage: Eukaryota; Metazoa; Chordata; Actinopteri; Cyprinodontiformes; Fundulidae.
CACGUUCCCACCCAGGUAGAGACACCGAUACUCCGGUGUUUACCGUGAAGAAGCGGAUUAAAGCGACCGGAGACGCAGCUCUGAGAAUAGGAGUCCAAUGGAGCGUUACGAGUCUCUGGGUCCAGUCGGAGAGGGCAGUUACGGCACCGUGCUCAAGUGCCGCCACCGGGACUCUGGCCGACUCGUCGCCAUCAAGAAAUUCAUCGACUCAGACGACGAUAAGACAGUGAAGAAGAUCGCCCUCCGGGAAAUCAAGCUGCUCAGGCAAUUGCGUCAUGACAAUUUGGUGAACCUCCUGGAGGUGUGGAAGCGUCGUCGUCGCUGGUACCUGGUCUUUGAGUUCGUGGACCGGACGCUUCUGGAUGAACUGGAGCAGAACUCCAACGGGCUGGACCUCAACACCUGUCGCCGGUACCUAUUCCAGAUCCUCCGAGCUACCAACUUUUGUCAUCAGCAAAACGUCAUCCAUCGUGACAUCAAACCCGAGAACAUCCUCAUCUCUCAGGAGGGUGUGGUCAAACUGUGUGAUUUUGGCUUUGCCCGGAUCAUUGCGUCACCCUCCGAAGGUGCCGUUUAUACAGACUAUGUAGCCACUCGUUGGUACCGAGCUCCUGAACUGCUCGUGGGAGACAUCAAGUAUGGCAAACCGGUAGAUGUUUGGGCCCUGGGCUGUCUGCUGAUAGAGAUGUUAACGGGACAACCUCUUUUUCCUGGAGACUCCGACCUUGACCAGAUAUACCACAUUGUCAGGUGUUUCGGCAACUUGACUGCUCAUCACCAGGAGUUAUUUUACAGAAAUCCCAUCUUUUCUGGAGUUAAACUGCCUGAAUGUUCAAAAACAGUCCCCCUGCAACAACGCUUCUCCACAAUUCCACCAAACGCCCUCGAUCUGGCACAGAAGUGUCUAGCUAUGGACCCAAAAAGACGAGCUCAGUGUUCGGACCUGUUAGAGCAUCUUCUCUUCACUCAAGACUCUUUCAACACCAGAUUUUUAGAUGAGCUGGACACUAAAAUCCAAAAAGACCACAGAGAAAACUAUACUCUUCCCAAAAUACCCCAAACCGCACUGCAAGAAAAAGAUAAAGGAGAUGUUAAAAACUGCAGAAGCAAAAACAAGAAACAAUCGGAAGAAGCUGAAGAGAAAGUAAUCAAGGAAAAGAUGGACAAAACCAAGGGAAAACAACCAUCCAAGCUGACUAAAUCUGUUGUUAAUACAACCGAAUCUUUUAUGUCCAAACAACCCAAAACAUUUGCCAACAAGGGUAUCUGUCAACCGGAACAGUUUUCAAUGAAAUCAGAAAAGCCAACUGGUUCAGAGUUAAAGGAGUCUGAACUUUUAAAGUCAACUAAAAUCUGUAGCUCUGACUCGGCCGAUGUUACCACAAAAGCAGUAAACUUAAAGAAGAAAAGCUCAGUAGCAGCAAAACCUGUAUAUGACCAGGAUAUGUCUCCAGAUCAAAGAAAAGACGAUGCUCACAAUGCAAAAGACAUGGACUAUACCAACCCGGACAGUGAGAAAACCAUGAUGCUAAUCAGGGAAUCAUCUAAAUCUGAGAUAAGCAAUGAGUUUGUAAGGAACUUUAGCAACCUUAGCAUAAAAGUUUCAAAAUUGUCUAAAAUUGCCAUUUCUGAUGCUAAAAGUUUAAAUUCAUCUCCAAAACCUAUUUUGGAAUCAGACACAAGCGUAGCACCCACAUAUCCUCUACUGUCCUUCAAUGAUCGUACUGCCUCGGCAAUGCUUGAUGUCACAAAGUCAGGCAAGAUAAAUUUGGCAUCAAUCACUGACAUAGUGGAAGACGAAUGUCCCAAAAUCCCCAGGAAACCCCAAAUUCUCUCAAACAGUGGUCAACACGGUCACAACAACACCUCCUUCAGCCCUUCAAGGACGGUUGUAGAUGUUUCUAAACAGUUGUUUAAGACCGUCUCCGAAGCCAGUGCUGCACACAACCCUUCUGCCCCACCUCGAGUAAUCCCACAUUCAAAGGUGCCCAAAACUACCUGCGCUGCAAAGACUUCUUCAAAAGAAAAGGAGCCUACAGAGGACCAGCACGUGAGGAACUAUCACAGACACUUAAAGCUGAAUCCAAUGACACAAACUCCCACAACACCUUGUCCGUCGUCGCGGGUUUUAGACUGGGAUCCUGAAUCAUCAGAGCCAUAUCUUCUUUGUUCACAAAGCAACAUGAUCGCUACAGAAGAAAGAUUUACCUCAACCUUUGUGCCAGAUGAAAACUUAUCAGUGGGAAAAGGUCUGACAGUGUCAGCAAAAGAUAACCAAGAUUAUUUAGCCAGUUCUGUGUCCAUUAGUUCAACAUCUAAUGACUUAAAGGCUCCUGAAAGUUUGGCUAAUGACAAAAAGAACAUCAGCAGUUCCUUGAAAUCCUUGAACUUUUCUCACCACUAUCACAACCCUACGACAGCUCAAUCUUUGAAUGACCACAUCAGGUCCGCUGUGAACCCUAAGACUCAAAGGAUUACAAUUCCUCCCGAUGCAAAGAAGAGAAGCAACAAAGUAGAAGGAAAUGGCACAAAUACAUCCACUGAUUUGACUUCAGUCAUGUCUGUAGAUCACAAAGCUUUGACGAGAAGCCCUAUCCUUCAUGAAAAAGACACCACAGACAUUGAUGAAUUUGAUUACAGCAUACUCCGAUCAUGUACACCUUCUCCUCCUCCAGGACCUGCCACCAAUCGUCUACACCUCCCUCCAUCUUCCAGAACCCUUACCCCUUCAGUCUUUGUCUCCAGUACCUUCAGCCCUGCUGCCAAUGACCACCUGCUCCAGGGAGGAGGUUUUCACACCGGGACCAGCAGUCUUCGGAGUUUAGACAAGCCAAGGCCUUAUGGUGGCAUUCAGGGUCGACAGGACCAACAGUUUGGACUGAACCAUGCUACAAGGUCCUUCAUCUUACAGGCAUCAGAGCACAGUUUUACAAGUGAACGGUCUAAAAAUAGCGUCCAUUUCCCAGAUGUAAGAAGCUCAAUGCUGGCGGAGCUCAGUGGAAAAGACGCCAAACAGAACAAGGGCACCACCAGGGAACAGAGAACGGAAAAGACUCCGGUGUCGUCCAGCCCUUCAUCAGAGGGACAGUACGGACAAAACUUCAACACAAAUACACCAAAACAAUCAAAGUAAAAUCAACAUUUUCUACUCUCUAAAUAUGCUGAUUUUGUUUUAAUUAAAUAAAAACUGCUGAACCACAUAAACAUACUGACUUUACGUUCCUUAAAUGCUUUUAUGUUUUAUACUGAUGUAGCUAAAUCUUGCUAACAUAGACAAAAGUAGUUAUUUUUCCCAAUCAAGUGAACCUAAGAUGAUCUACAGAGAGACGGAUUAACCCUUGAGGAUUUACAACUGUUAAUGGAUGAUUUAUGUUGGUAUUUACAUGGUACACUACACAGGGAAUCGAAAUGUAAAGGUUGAAUCAUGAAAUUAAA